Messenger RNA from Volvox carteri f. nagariensis, 1776 nucleotides. RefSeq lists its product as uncharacterized. The record is from RefSeq and is a predicted model, not a curated record. The transcript is spliced from 12 exons. Gene Ontology annotation, cellular component: cytosol. Gene Ontology annotation, molecular function: glycerone kinase activity. Bases 1 to 1776 code for a protein of 591 amino acids. Gene Ontology annotation, biological process: glycerol catabolic process. Lineage: Eukaryota; Viridiplantae; Chlorophyta; Chlorophyceae; Chlamydomonadales; Volvocaceae.
AUGACGACUGGCAAGAAGCUGUUGAACAGUCCCGAAACGGCCGUGGUGGAUGCGCUCAAGGGUCUCGCUCUCACAUAUGGCCACCUUCAGCGCCUGGAGGGAUCACCGCAGAUUAAGGUGGUCAUCAACAGAAACCACGACAAAAGCAAAGUAGCUGUGAUAUCAGGCGGUGGCCAUGAGCCCGCGCAUGCGGGGUAUGUGGGGGAGGGGAUGUUGGCGGCGGCGGUGUGCGGGGAUAUCUUCGCGUCCCCCUCCACGGAGGCGGUCCUGGCGGCCAUUCGGGCGGUGACCGGGCCCCCGGGCUGUCUGUUGAUCGUGAAGAACUACACGGGCGACCGCCUCAACUUUGGUCUAGCCAUCGAGCAGGCGUUAUCGGAGGGUUUGCUCGUUGAGUUGGUUGUGGUGGGUGACGACGUGGCCAUUGACAGCCCCUCUCCGCUGACGGGGCGGAGGGGGCUGGCGGGGACUGUGCUGGUGCACAAGGCUGCUGGCGCCGCCGCUUCCCGGGGCUUAUCCCUCCGGGAGGUUGCUGACGUGGCCGUACGAGUGGCGGCGGGUAUUGCCACCUUGGGUGUGGGCCUUACGGUGUGCACACUGCCCGGGAAAGCCACCUCAGACCGCUUGGGUCCAGACGAGGUGGAGCUGGGACUGGGAAUUCACGGAGAACCCGGCCGUACAAAAGAGUAUCCGCCGCCGGCGGCGGGAGAUCUCGUACGGCGCAUGCUCGUACAACUGACGAGGGGGCCGUUUUUCCGCUUGAGGGCCGAAGGUCCACGUGUCGUACUGCUCGUCAACAACCUGGGCGCCACAACCCCCCUGGAGAUGUCUGUCGUCACGGGGGAGGCGCUGACGAUGCUACGGCGGGAAUACGGGGCAACCGUAAACCGUUUGUACGUCGGGCCGUACAUGACGUCUCUUGACAUGGCGGGGGUGUCAUUUACGCUGCUGUCGUACGACUUGGACGAUGGACAGAGCCCCAAUGGUUGGGACGAGCUACUAGAGCUGCUGGACGCGCCAACCACCGCACCUGGAUGGGUCACCACGGGCGCUGCCGGGGAGGGGGCCGCUGCACCGCCCCCGCCUCCGCCUCCGCCACCCCGGCCUGGCGAGGUGUUGGGUCGGGCUCUGCGAGCCGCCGCGGAGGCCCUGAUGGUUGUGGCUCCGGAGCUUGAUGAAAUGGACUCCAGGGUCGGUGACGGAGACUGCGGGACCACUGUGGCUGCGGCCGCCGCGGCCCUCCUCCGGGAGCUACCGGAGGGGGGAGGGGAGGGGGGUAUUGCCGCAUACGCCCCGGCAGUGGCCAAAUGCGUACGGAAUGCGGUGGGUGGUAGCAGCGGUGCCUUGUACGACAUCCUGCUGACCGCCGCAGCCAGGCAUCUCAAGGUUGGUGUGUGUGUGCGUGCUUAUGUAUGUAUGUGUUCGAGUUCUCCCAUGUACGAUGUCUCGCCGAAAGACUGGCUGGGCGCGCUCUCGGCCGGUCUGGCUGCCGUACAGAAGUACGGCCGCGCGGACGUCGGCUGUCGUACGAUGCUGGAUGCGUUGCUGCCGGCGCGGGAUGCGCUGGCCACCAGCCUGGAGUCGGGCGCCGACGCGGCGGCGGCAGCGGCGGCGGCGGCAAGCGCGGCGGCAGCGGGCGCUGAGGCGACCCGUGGCAUGGCGGCGACGGCGGGACGAGCGUCGUACGUGCCUGCGGAGGUGUUGGCGGAGGUGGCGGAUCCCGGGGCCCGAGCGGUGGCGGUGUGGUUGGGAGCUGUCGCUGAGUCCCUGAGGCCCUGA